Molecule: messenger RNA, 243 nt
Organism: Lichtheimia ornata
Lineage: Eukaryota; Fungi; Mucoromycota; Mucoromycetes; Mucorales; Lichtheimiaceae
Exons: 1
Coding region: 1-243 (80 amino acids)
Source: RefSeq, a predicted model, not a curated record
AUGGAUAUUGGUCAACUCAACAACCCUUUCAAAUCAAAGACUCAGUCUCGUGAUGGUUCAAGCGACGGCGGAUCCGAUCCUUAUCAAAUCGGCGACUAUGACGAACCUGCACCACAGCCUCAACAACAGCAACAACAGCAACCAUCACAAGAUCAAAGCACUGCUGCACAAGUUGCUGACAAGGUUAAAUCAGAAGCACAACACGCUGCCGACAAAUUGACUGGCAAUGAUCAACCUCAGUAA